CGCAGUCACUGGCCUCCUGUCCUUCCUCCUUCUGGCGGGGAUGUCCUGCGCCGCCCCGACCCCGGACUUUGGCCACGGACACGGGGGAUUUAGCCACGGACACGGGAGAUUUAGCCACGGACACGGGGGAUUUAGCCACGGACACGGGGGCUACGGACACGGAGGAUUUAGCCAUGGGCACGGCGGACACGGGUAUGGCCACGGCUACGCAACAUCAAGUCAGGUCUUCAACAUCGCAGGGCCAAGAGGUGGAUAUGGACACGGCGGUUAUGGCCACGGAGGAUUUGGACAUGGCCACGGGGGCUUUGGACAUGGCCAUGGAGGUUUUGGACAUGGCCAUGGGGGCUUUGGACAUGGAGGAUUCGGCCAUGGAAGCUUCGGAUAUGGCCAUUGACACUAGGCCAUCAAAGGAAUUCUCUCUAUAUAUAUUGCUUAUAUAUUUAUAUGAUUAUUUGUCCUCUUCUAAUAAAAUAUCUUG
Penaeus indicus is the source of this 478-nucleotide messenger RNA. RefSeq lists its product as uncharacterized. The record is from RefSeq and is a predicted model, not a curated record. The coding region runs from base 41 to 394 and encodes 117 amino acids. The transcript has a single exon. Lineage: Eukaryota; Metazoa; Arthropoda; Malacostraca; Decapoda; Penaeidae.